GUUUUAUUCAUUCACUUAAAAACUAAUCUAUAUCAAUCUGAAGUGCUCCUGGACUACGGGUGCAUUACACACAUCGACUCCUAAAAAUCACCUGUGAAGAUCUUUGAGAUUACACAUAAAGAAUAUGAUCAUUGAUCUAUAGAUUUGAUUGGGGAAGGUUGCAAACUUCGACAGUUGCUUUGAUAUUAUUGGCAUAGUUGAGUACUACGUAUGAACAUAAUGCGUUGCUUGCUGCCUUGUGCGUACAGGCCUUCAUGGUGCGCAGAUGUUAAGGUUCCAUUGCGUAGUCAUCCUUUGCAGAAGGUCGAUUUGUGCUCAGAAGGUGCAAUCGGCAUUGGUUCGAGACAAGAUGUCAAAAGCCGGUGCACAUAUCGGCUACGAGCAGAAAGCAUGGUGGAGAGGUGCGUAUGCCAAAAUGCCAAAAUGCCAAAAUCCGAAAGGAGAAUGAGGUUGAGUUGCGUAAACGGAAAAACACACGAACGAUUGUGUCGCAAGGAAAUUGAGAAGAGUUGAGAUCGCCACCGAACUGUGACACUGCUUCAGAAAGGCAGAAAGAUGCCUUCAGUGCUCGAUCGAAGAAGCCAAAUGUGCUGCUCAAGACGGUCAUUCGGAUAUCCGUCACUCAUGAAUCAUGACGAGUGACGGAUAUCCGGAGUCAUGAUGCAUGCGGACGAGGUGAAAGAAUGUAUCUGAACAGAAGCGGCCUCUGAAUGCAAAGCUCGUACAGCUGGAAGACUCAGACAGUCUCUCCCUCUGCCUCGUUCCUGUGAUGGCACUCGCGACGCAGAGUUGUAGAGCCGGGGCCGGAGGGGUGUCGACUCUUGCCAAGCUCAAAAGACGCUGGGGUCGGGUCUGGUCGGUCGCGCGGCUGCGGACUCUUCUCCUUCGCCAGGCACCAGCUUUUUCCUCCAAUCGUCCGCAACAUUGAGCCACGGUUCGGGCACGAUCCUCUGGCCGACGCAAGAGCAAGAGUAGGGUGCUCAGCAGUGGAAGCGUCUGUUGAGGAAUGAUCGGCGUGCCUCGUGUGUCCCCCAGAUUCCGUGUUUUGGCUCGGUCGGUCAUUAGUAAUCAAGCAAGCAAGCAAGCAAGCAAGCAGCAGCUGACGUUGCUCAUUUCUCUCUGAUUGCUGGCCAUCCUCGGCCAGCAAUCAGAGCAGCAGUCCGGAUUCAUCCUCCCGAGCAUUUUGAGCUUUUGCCAUUUCCCCCCGGGCGGGCCCACUCUGCAUGAUGAGGCAGGUUACUCGCGGUUAAAUGAAAGCUCGCGAUUAUGCCGAAUUCCGAGGCAAUUUGUCGUGGGGAAUUCAUGCCCCCGCGAUAAAGGACCGCCUCAAGUUGUCAUGUUACCGAGCCACAUCCGAUUCUUCCUCCUCCUCCUCGCCAGGAGGGCGCUCUUAAAUUUGGAGCUGGGACAAGAAAGAGCAAAAGGGUUCGCAUGAACUCUCGUCUGCGAGUGACGCACUCGGUCUACGGCCCUGCCUUGAUCAUAAGCCCAGUGCCAGCAGCAGCAGCAGCAGCAGCACCAAGCAAGCCAAGCCAAGCCAAGCCAAGCCAACCCGCCCGGCGAAGAACAAGAAGAAGGAAUAUAACUGAAACAACAGAGAGCCAUGGCCUAGGUCGACGUUUAGGAUAGGUGACUGCGGACAGCAAAAGCACCGCUAGUGUCUUCGAGCUCCCGCAAGACCCACAACCACGCUACACUACGUCUGAGAAUUUCUUACUGCCUGUCGACGAAGCUCAGAAAUCUGAGCCAAAUUUACCGGACGAGGAUUUCACGUGGAUAAGCCAGCAUGACCUCACUCUGAUCGACCUCGAUAAUUACCCCCUCGCCCCACCUGCGCACGGGAUUGGAAAAGUAGCUUACUGAGCGUGGUGCAGUGGCUGCGACGAAGGUAGGACUGGAGCAAGGAAGGAAAGAAGGAAGGAGAAAUUAAGGAUUCCAGCUUGCGAAACUAGAUCAGCUCAGCUCAGCUCAGCUCAGAUUGCUGUGCUUGCGUCUGCAUGCCACUCACUGUCGAAGAGGAUAAAUCUAGAGACAUGAAUCAGGCUGAAGGAAUGAACUUGGGAAUUUCACACUGUCUGGAGAGCAGCGGUGCGUCGCAUUGGAUCUUGGAAGCGUCAUUCAGGACAAUUUCAGCUGGUCACACGCCUGAGGCUAGGAAUCUGACUGCGAGAUGUAGACGGGCGGAGGAGACGGAAUCCGAACAAGGAUAAUUCCUCGUCGAGCCGCAGCCGCUGCAGUAUGGUCUUGCUCUUUUUAGGCGAGGCGGAGGCGGAGGGCAGUAUAUGUGCAAUUCUCGGACUCGGCUUCUUCCCUUCAGAGGCUGCAGCUGCACCGUCAUCGUCGCCAUCGUCAUCCAGCGAUCCAAACUCUCAUCCCGAUUCUCGAGUCCACAUUACAGCAACGCCUCCUUCUUCUCCAAGCUUUCGAGCAUCGUCAUCGGCGGUGCAAUUAUCUCCUUGAACCCUCGACCAUCGCCACUCGAACUCACUCGGUGUCGCCGACAAUCGACUCUCGGCGCGCCACCCACCAUCUUCAAAUCUGCGCCGACAAUCAAUCCUGGAGAAAUAUGGCUCGUCCCACGGCCCUCGUCUUGCCUCCGAGUCCUGGAGGUAUGGACAUGAACGGAGAGUUGGAGCAACCUCUGCUGCAAGAUACAACGGCAGAAAGUGUUCUCGAUGGGCACCGCAGAGAAGAAAUCUGGGUGGAGAGUCUUGAUUACGACCCAAUUCACUCCCUGGUCUUUUCUCAGCAGAAGAAAAUUCAACAGCAAAGGCAUCUGUAUGGAUUCACAGGAGUGACGUUGGCCAAAUGGCUCAUCACAAUUACUAUCGGCUUCUUAGUCGGUACAGUUGCAUACGUCAUUGCGUCCCACCAGGAGCUGGUGACAACUGCUAAGAAAAGAGGGAUUAUGAUGGCACUGAAUAAUGGUUACGGGCUGUGGACGGCUUUUGCUGGAUAUUGUUUGUUUGGUAUCACCGUUGUGACUUUCGCAAGUUGUCUAGUAAUCUUUUGGACUCCAGCAGCUGCGGGAGGCGGGGUGACCCUUGUAAUGGCAUAUUUAAAUGGUAACGAUGUGCCGGAUUUCUUUCGACUCAAUACACUAUUUGCCAAGGUUAUUGGAACCCUGUGCACGGUUUCAUCCGGACUGCCGAUUGGUCAAGAGGGUCCUAUGGUACAUAUUGGUGGAGCCAUUGCAUCGUCUUUAACCUGGAUGCAAGGCUACGUGCCUCGUAGGAGAAAGAAUGGUACUCAUCAACAAUCAGGGAGUUUCUUCGGAAAGUUGAAGCCUAAGUUCUUCGUGUUCGACUUUCACAAUGACUAUGAUCGACGAGAAUUUAUAUCAGCUGGUGCGGCUGCAGGGUUGGCUGCCGCUUUCGGGUCUCCAAUCGGUGGUGUUCUUUUCGCUCUGGAGGAAGCAUCGAGUUUUUGGUCGAAAAAGGUGAUGUGGCGGUCUUUACUUUGUACGUCCGUUGCAACCUUAGUGCUGUCGUGGCUGCACGAGAAAGAGUUCUCUUUCGCUCUACCUGGAACCAUGUCAUUCCAUAAUCUUCAGCCCGAGUUUGUACUUGGAGAUCUGCCUCUAUUCGUCAUCACGAGUGCCGCGGCAGGUGCCUUGGGAUCCCUUGUAAAUGCUCUUCACGCGUGGCUGGCACGAAUCAGGCCGCCAUCGGAUAAAAAACUUGCAAGACUUGCCGAAGCUAUUCUGGUGACCUUCGUCAUCAUUGUGAUGAUGUUUGUUUUGGCUCACUUGGGUGGGACUUGCCAUUUUGUUCCGGAAGGGACAGACGAAGAAGAAUUUUGGUUUCAGUACACAUGCCCAAAUCCAGUCGAUGGUAGAGCGUAUUACAAUGAUCUUGCAUCCUUGUAUCUAGCCGUUCCCCGUCAGAGCAUCCAGAAACUUUUUAGGUUGGGAAAGGAUGCGGUUCCAGCUUUUGCUAAGAUGACUCUGGGAAUCCACUGCGUAUCCUGGAUCAUUAUAUUCUCUCUGGCAUACGGUAUCGCUACACCAGGAGGAAUCUUCCUUCCUUGCAUGGUGGUUGGGUCAUCGUGUGGAGCUCUACUGGGCAUGUUCUUCAAGAUACUGUUCCCUAAUGUCGAUGUCCAACCAGGACUUCACGCGCUUAUUGGGGCGACUGCGAUGUUAGGCUCAAUGUUUCGAACUUCAAUUUCAGUGAUUGUUAUCGUAGUGGAAGGCACUGGCGGUGUAGACUUUAUACUACCUCUCAUACUCGCUGUUGUCAUCUCAAACUGGGUAGCACAUCACCUUCACCACGAAUCUGCUUACGAAAUUGAUUUGGGAAAUAUUGGAAGCAUCACCUUCCUGCACAACGAGCCAACACACGCUAUGAUCCCGAUUACUGCGGCAGACAUUAUGUCUGAAAACGUUGAGUGCUUCCCUGAGAUUGUUACUGUGAAAACCGUUGUGGAAGUCUUGAAGAGGACGAGGCAUAAUGGAUUCCCUGUGCUGAGAUAUUCGACAUCUUCACCUCAAGCGGAUGGACCAAGAACUCAGGGAACAUUCGUUGGGCUCGUUCUGCGGCAUCAAUUACUUCUUCUCCUGGAACAAAGGGCGUGGAUUACGGUGGAAUCACCUGAUGAUACAAUCCCCAUCAUUCCAGGGCCGGAAAAUUGUAUAAUCACCAACGAUAUUUGGAAAAUAGAACAUGCCAUGCGUGUUUACCAUCAUUGCCACAACCCACAUCGGAGGUAUCUCACAUCAAGAGCGGAAGAAUUGGAGAUGCUGGACAUCACUGAACCCGAAACAACAAGCCUUGAGAGCACACAAGUUCAAGUUCAGAAUGGAGAGUCUGUGCCACAAGAAAAUGGUCAACGUAGCCCUGAAGCCACAAAUGCACGCAAGGAAGAAAGGGCUUUGGACUUGAGACCCUUCAUGAACAGAGCUCCUCUGACAGUCCGUGCAGAGUGUUCCGCACAGCGUGUGUUCGUCAUCUUCCGUACUCUGGGACUGAGACAUCUGUGUGUCACCGAUGCGUAUAAUAGAGUGAUUGGCAUGAUUACCAGGAAGGACAUAGCUAAUGCGCAGAAGCGGACACACUUCGCACAAGCACAGGACGACUUGGAAUCGAAAGGCGCUAAUGCAGAAAGCAUGUAUCAUUUACCAUGAGGCCUCAAUUUGCUGAAAGCAUGUCUGCCAAGACACUUAUUUUUUCAGAGCGCUCGAAUCGAAUCCAUAAAACGAUGGUGGAGCUCCGCGGACGUGUUGCUGAGCUUUCAAAAUACAGUGAGGUCUCAAAAAAGGCAAGGCAGGCAAGAGAACGUCCACGCUGCUGGAGUCGAGCAUCAGUGCAGUGGACCGAAAUUGUGGCACCAUUGACGGGCAAGACGAGCCAAAUUGCUGUCCUGUAAAGAAAUUCUGGUGCUGCGAUAGAAUUCCACCCUGUGGAGUGAAGUGACCUGACAAUACAAGAGUCAAGGAAGCCAGGGACGACCUGGGAUCGCCGAGCAUGGAGGGAGCCAAAUCUGUGACUGGUAUCGGUCCGAGGCACGUCCAUCAUCCUUUCACUUGACCUUCGUCAUCCAUAGCCUCUUACAUCAUAAUACGAUCAGACAUGACAUGCAUUUGCACUAGUGAGUAUCCAUUCCCCCGCUCCUCGAAUCCAGUGCCUAACUAGUAGCCGCUGGGUGAGUUCGACGAUGCACAUGGUUUUGUAGAAAUUUUGUAACAAGCCCAAACUCAAACAAGUAAUAUAGUGAUGAGCCUAUAAAAUUCAAACCAGAUAAAAUAUUUUGGGUAGAAAGAAUACACAAACACCAGUACAUGUUCGAUGAGUACCACCGACAGAUGAAUUUCGCUGCAGCCUGCAGCCCAAAACAGACACCGUGCCCCGUCGCUCCGAGCCUCCGAACACGACUCAAGGUUGUGGAAUCAUGCAUCUCUGAAGGUCCGGCAGCAGCGCAAAAUCCUUCCCAGUGCGUUGCCGGGAAGCAUAAAUAUUGCAUUCCGGACAGACUUGGUUCGACCAUUGUAUUGUGUUUGGGAAAGCGAGAGAACUGGCGCCCUGGUCCAACUCCUUGAGGAUAGCUUGUCGUUACGAUAUAGAGACUGUAAACUACAUGCACACAAGGGUGCUUCUAUUCCUAGCACCAUUCUUUCUAUUAGAUUUGUGAUGAUUAUGACCUCCACAGAAUGAGAAUAUACUGGCCAAGUUGACCAUAGUCAAGCUAUGAAUCUUAAGUAUUUCGCUCACUGAUUUAGCGUUCUUGAACUGCCGACACGUCUGCCGACCGAGAAGUUCAGUUGUCUGAAGGUUGUUCGACAAACAACAGUAGUUGCAAAAGAAACGGUUUCCUGUUACAAAUUUCUACAAUGAUUUUAGAUUACAUUUAUAGAAGAAUUGUCAUAGCUAACGAGUUCGCGAGAUUGAGCAUACGAAUCUCUGCUGGGGAAUCGUGCUUCAUCUGGUCUUGACCGCGUUCGGUAUGUGAUCAAAUAAGCUUGGAAGAGUACAUGUACUUAAAUAAGAGUGUUGGAGCGUGUACAGCUAUACGUUUGUCACAAUC
Molecule: messenger RNA, 6522 nt
Organism: Marchantia polymorpha subsp. ruderalis
Lineage: Eukaryota; Viridiplantae; Streptophyta; Marchantiopsida; Marchantiales; Marchantiaceae
Source: the annotation of a GenBank genome assembly